CCAGCAAGUACGGAGGCCAAAAAACGGCGCCACGGAGAGGAUGAAGAAAAGGAGGAGGAGGAGGAGGAGGAAGAGGGUGAUCUGCUAAUAGUGGACGGAGAGCCGCAGAAUGGUCCACCCCCCACCAAGGUUGCUCGACUGGAGAAGUCACCGGAGUCGGGGAAGGUCCACGUCGAGGUGGUGGAGGAGGAGGACGAGGAUCUUGUCAUGCUCGAUUAA
Dibothriocephalus latus is the source of this 219-nucleotide messenger RNA. Lineage: Eukaryota; Metazoa; Platyhelminthes; Cestoda; Diphyllobothriidea; Diphyllobothriidae. The record is from the annotation of a GenBank genome assembly.